Molecule: messenger RNA, 1062 nt
Organism: Phytophthora megakarya
Lineage: Eukaryota; Oomycota; Peronosporomycetes; Peronosporales; Peronosporaceae
Source: the annotation of a GenBank genome assembly
AUGCCUCUCGGACUGAAGAACGCUCCCCUCAUCUAUCAAGCUGUGAUCAACAACUGCUUAUGGGGUUUCGUCAGACUCUCUCCGGAAGAAGAAGCUGACGUGGACAGUGACGUUUUAGAAUAUCUGGGACUGGCACUUGCCGACCGGAGUGAGAUUGCCGAACGGAACGUUCCCAUCCUGACGGAGACGAUGACUGUUUUCAAACGAAACAUUCCAGCGCCACCACAGAUGGGACCUGUUCUCGGAAGGAGCUCCUACAUCGAUGACAUCGCUCGUGGUGCCGCGACUUGGGAUCAGCUCUGUGAAGACCUCAAUGAAUUGCUUUUACGAUUGCGUUACUGGAAUAUUUUAGUAAGUCUUCCGAAGAGCGAAUUUGGAAAGUUAGUCAUCCCGUACCUUUCUCACGAAAUCAGCGCCGAAGGAAUACGGGUGCUUUCUUUUCUCGGAAGUCUGAACUACUAUCAUAAGUUCAUUGAAGAUUUCCCAGUUAUAGCUGCAUCACUGUAUGAACUCACGGAAGAACGGAUCCGUUCUGGACGAGACUUUCUCUGGGCGAAAGAAGCUUUUGAAAUCUUGAAACGGAAGAUCGUUUCGACGCCGUUGUUGCGACAUCCGGACCGAAGUUGGCCAUUCGUGAUUAUUCCGCAUGCCAACCAAUGGGCAGCUUGCGCUGUCUUAGGACAGGUGUACGAUGGAAGAAUCCUUCCGGUGAGGUUCACAGGACGAGUAUUGAAUGAUUCGGAAUUACGAUAUCAUAUUGCCGAGAAAGAAGUGAUCGCGAUUCUCAGGGUACUCCAAGUUUUCCGAACAAUGUUAGAAGGAUGCCGUUUGGAAAUAUAUACCAGGUACUCCGUUCUGAAAUGGGUUCUCACUUCGAAAACCGCCGAUGGACGAUGUGUACCUUGGGGUGUGGCAUUGUCACACUGGGACAUCACGGUUCAGAAAGUACAACGGGAAGAGGACGGCUUACCUGCCAGCAUGGGAGCCGGUAUCACUCCGAGAGAGCAUCUGGACAAGGUGGCUGAAUCGCUCAUCCCAUGUGAGAGCACCUCCAGUCGUUAG